This is a messenger RNA of Arachis duranensis, 3000 nucleotides long. RefSeq names its product beta-amylase 7. Gene Ontology annotation, molecular function: beta-amylase activity. Gene Ontology annotation, biological process: polysaccharide catabolic process. The coding region runs from base 549 to 2660 and encodes 703 amino acids. The record is from RefSeq and is a predicted model, not a curated record. The transcript is spliced from 11 exons. NCBI's taxonomy places the organism in Eukaryota, Viridiplantae, Streptophyta, Magnoliopsida, Fabales, Fabaceae.
AAUUUUGCUUUUUCUCGUGUUGUAUUCUUCUUUUCUUGUUUUCACUUGUAUAGAUUAACAUUAACACGAGCGACUCGUUCGUGUGCCAAGAUUUCGAAACACGUUCGUCUUCGCACACUCGGCACGAGCGAGCGAGCGAGAGAAACCCUAGUUUCCUGUGCACACCUCGCAUGCUUUUGCUCGCACGCGCGGCACCUCUUCACUCGCUCGCCGGAAAAUUCGCUGCCGGGAACUCGCCACUGUCGUCUUCUUUCCCUUCGAUCUGAUCCUUCCUGAUCCUGAUUCCCUCCUUUCUCCUUCGAUCCACACCGGAAAUCCGCGGUGGCCGCCGGGAAUUUUUGUACGCGGCGGGGUUCUGACGAAAUUUGGCGCGCAGAAGACGGAUUUGCCAGAGUUUUGUUGAUCGAGCUGUGAUUCCGAGAUGGAAGAAUGUGGAAUUCCCAAUGUCAUAGAUUUUGAAAUGGAUGUAAUUCGCAAUUCUUGAUAGCAUUGGCAGUCAACAAGUCAGUAAGAUAAUUGAAUUGAGAUACUGAAGGUUCAGUGGGAUUAUGGCAACUGAUAUGCAGAGGCUUAUUGGAACCAGCGAAGAUGAUGAUGAAGAAAUAGAGAUGGAUGUGAAAGAAGAGGAUGAUGAGGAUGGAGAUGAAGAGGAAAAUGGAGGUGAUCAUGGAAAUGCUUCGGAGAUGGUAGGGAUUGAUGGUGGGAAUGGUUUAGUGACUGCUGGUGGUGACAACAGUUUUCAACAGCAACAGCAGUUUCAAGAACAAGUUGGAACCCCAGGUGGAUCUGCUCGAAGAUGUAGACCACUAGAAGAGAAAGAACGGACAAAGCUAAGAGAGAGGCGCCGGAGGGCUAUCACUGCUAAGAUCUUGGCAGGGCUUCGCAGGCAUGGCAACUACAAUCUUAGAGUUAGAGCAGACAUAAAUGAUGUUAUUGCUGCUUUAGCAAGGGAAGCUGGGUGGGUGGUUCUUCCUGAUGGCACUACUUUUCCUCCAAGAUCCCAGGGUCAAAGGCCAACUGGUGGUAAUUCUGCAGUUGUCACUCCAUCUUCUCCAGUGCCUUCACAACCAACUCCAUCUGCUUCCAUCAGGGGAGUUGCUUCUGGCUAUAGGAGCUCAUUAGAGUAUAAUACAUGUCAAACAAAAGGUGUUUUCAUGCCAACUCCAUCUCCUUAUGAUCUAUCCUCAAGUUCCCGGUCUCAAACAUCCAUGGUGGGGGAUGGAGAGUUACAGAGAGACAAUCAACCUUUGGUUGGCAGUGGUUCAAUGGAUACUGUUCAUGAGAAGCAGAUUAUUGACUUGCCCUGCAGAUUAUCAGAGCGUGAUCUGGCCGGUACUCCAUAUGUUCCAGUGUAUGUGAUGCUACCGUUAGGAGUGAUCAAUAUAAAGUGUGAGCUUGUUGAUCCAGAUGGUCUACUAAAGCAGCUGAAAGUAUUGAAAUCAAUAAACGUUGAUGGUGUUACGGUUAAUUGUUGGUGGGGAAUAGUAGAAGCACAUGCUCCACAAGAGUAUAAUUGGAAUGGUUACAAGAGACUCUUUCAGAUGGUGCAUGAGCUGAAGCUUAAGCUGCAGGUUGUGAUGUCGUUUCAUGAAUGUGGAGGCAAUUUUGGUGAUGAUGUUUGCAUUCCUUUGCCCCAUUGGGUUGCAGAAAUUGGUAGGACCAAUCCUGAUAUCUUCUUCACUGACAGAGAGGGAAGACACAACCCUGAAUGUCUUUCUUGGGGAGUAGAUAAGGAACGGGUAUUAAGAGGUCGGACUGCCUUAGAGGUCUAUUUUGAUUUCAUGAGAAGUUUCCGGGUAGAAUUUGAUGAGUAUUUUGAGGACAGUUUCAUCUCUAUGAUUGAAGUUGGACUUGGUCCGUGCGGAGAGCUAAGAUAUCCAUCUUGUCCUGUAAAACAUGGUUGGAGAUAUCCUGGUGUUGGUGAGUUCCAGUGUUAUGAUCAAUACAUGUUGAAAAGUCUCAAGAAAGCAGCCGAAGCACGGGGACACUCUAUUUGGGUUAGGGGACCAGAUAAUGCGGGUACCUAUAAUUCUCAGCCACAUGAAACAGGUUUCUUUUGCGAUGGGGGUGAUUAUGAUGGCUUCUAUGGCAGGUUUUUCCUUAAUUGGUAUUCUAAGGUUUUAGUUGAUCAUGGAAACGGGGUACUUUCUCUGGCGAAAUUAGCUUUCGAGGGAUCCUGCAUUGCUGCAAAGUUGGCAAAUAUUUACUGGUGGUACAAGACUGCUAGUCAUGCUGCUGAAUUAACUGCUGGGUAUUAUAACCCAUGUAAUCGCGAUGGCUAUGCAGCUAUUAUGGAAAUGUUAAAGAGCAAUGGAGUUAGCUUGAACAUUGCUUGUGCCGACUUGAACACAUUGAACCAGCUUGAGGUCUUUCCAAAGGCAUUCGCUGACCCUGAGGGAUUAGUCUGGCAAGUGUUGAAUGCAGGUUGGGAUCUUGGCUUACCAGUUGCCGGUGAGAAUGCACUUCCUUGCCUAAACAGAGUUACCUAUAACAAGGCUUUGGAUAGUGCCAAACCCAUGAAUGAUCCAGAUGGAAGGCACUUUUCUUCCUUCACUUACCUAAGGCUUAGUCCAUUACUUAUGGAACAGCAAAACCUACGAGAGUUUGAACGAUUUAUCAAGAGGAUGCAUGGGGAAGCUGUUCUUGAUCUUCAGGUAUAACAGCAAGUAAGCAAAGAAGAGACUCCGGUGGAAUGUGUACAGUGUAUUAUUCUCCCCUGUGAAAAUGUUGGAGUAGCCAGUUACAUAAGCAUAGAAGAGUAAAGAUAGUCAUUUGCUACCACAGAUACUAGUUGAUGCCCAAGUAGUUGUAGAAAUAGAUUAAAAUAAGCUAUUUUUCUUUAUUCAUUUUCUUGUAUUUUAUCAAAGAAACAUCCGUUAAUACCGGGAUGUAAAAUUUGUGCAUACAUCGUUGUGCAAACUCAUUGAGCUUGUGUUAGCUACAGCCUACAGUGAACUAUUAUUUUCGUACAUGCCACUUUAUGAUGUAUACAAGUUUAUA